UCAAAUGGCCCCGUAGGGCAACAAGGAUGGUUAGUUUUGACCGUACUUAUUUGUGCCGUAAAAAAAAUAGACCCUAAUUGGCAGCUAUUUGGGCUUGUAUAUCUGCCUAGGGCUUUUUAAAAAAAUGAUGGUCCCCGAAUGAAGGGCUUCUGACCUGUGAAGAUCCAUCCAUUCCCUCAAUUGGAUGGGGAGCGGGGACAGUAUCUCCGGCGAUCUCCGAAUUAAGAGGGAAUGUUGACCAGGGAGCACAGCUGCGGUCGAUCAGAAACGCAGGAACUCGAGCCGGGUCUGAGUCCGAAAAAAGCCAGAUCCGUACGGUGGCUCCGGAGCGGAUCGAAGUGGAAGAUGGAGGAGCCAGAGGACCCGGCAUACGGUGGGCAGUCGCUGCCCCCAGUUUACAUCUACAGCCCUGAGUAUGUCAGCUUGUGCGACUCCCUGGCCAAGGUCCCCAAACGGGCCAGUAUGGUACAUUCUUUGAUUGAAGCAUAUGCACUGCAUAAGCAAAUGAGGAUAGUGAAGCCCAAAGUGGCUUCCAUGGAGGAGAUGGCCACCUUCCAUACUGAUGCUUAUCUUCAGCACCUUCAGAAGGUGAGCCAGGAAGGUGAUGAUGAUCAUCCAGACUCCAUAGAAUAUGGGCUAGGCUAUGACUGCCCAGCUACUGAAGGGAUAUUUGACUAUGCAGCAGCUGUAGGAGGGGCUACAAUCACAGCUGCCCAGUGCCUAAUCGAUGGGAUGUGCAAAGUAGCAGUUAACUGGUCUGGAGGUUGGCAUCAUGCAAAGAAAGAUGAAGCAUCUGGUUUUUGUUAUCUCAAUGAUGCUGUCCUGGGAAUAUUACAAUUGCGACGGAAAUUUGACCGUAUUCUGUAUGUGGAUUUGGAUCUGCACCAUGGAGAUGGUGUAGAAGAUGCCUUCAGUUUCACCUCCAAAGUCAUGACUGUGUCCCUGCACAAAUUCUCCCCAGGAUUUUUCCCAGGAACAGGUGAUGUAUCUGACAUUGGCCUAGGGAAAGGACGGUACUAUAGUGUAAAUGUGCCCAUUCAGGAUGGCAUACAGGAUGAGAGGUACUACCACAUCUGUGAAAGUGUACUAAAGGAAGUAUACCAAGCCUUUAAUCCAAAAGCUGUGGUUUUACAGCUGGGAGCUGAUACAAUAGCGGGGGAUCCCAUGUGCUCCUUUAACAUGACUCCAGUGGGAAUUGGAAAGUGUCUUAAAUACAUCCUUCAGUGGCAGUUGGCAACACUCAUUUUAGGAGGAGGAGGCUAUAACCUUGCCAACACAGCUCGCUGCUGGACAUACUUGACCGGGGUCAUCCUAGGGAAAACACUAUCCUCUGAGAUCCCAGAUCAUGAGUUUUUCACAGCAUAUGGUCCUGAUUAUGUGCUGGAAAUCACGCCAAGCUGCCGGCCAGACCGCAAUGAGCCCCACAGAAUUCAACAAAUCCUCAACUACAUCAAAGGGAAUAUGAAGCAUGUGGUCUAGUUGACAAAAAGAGAUCAGGUUUCCAGAGCUGACCAGCAGUGCCUGUAAUGAAGACAUCGUGUUUAUGCAAGCAGUUUGUGGAAUCUGUGACUGCAGGGGAAAUUUGGACAAAAUUACUUCCUGAAAAUUUCCAAGGGGCACCAAGUAGCAGCUGGCCUCCUGGGUUGAGGAGGCAGGCAUCUCAAAGUCCUCAACUAGGCCUAGGGGAAGAGGGAGAUAUCCAACAUUUAAAGUUUUUAUUUUUUAAAAACACACAAAUACAGUUUUUAAUCUUUGAAAAUUAUUUUUAAGCAUACUUGGGUGGGAGGUAUUCUUAUUUUCUUAAAAGAGACAGGUCAGAAGCUGGAGGAGCGCAUGGAGUUGUGGAUACCAGAGGGUUUGGGCCUCAGGGCAAUACAGGUGGAGCCCUGGGGAAGAGGCACCAAUCAGAAGGCUGGGAAGUGGGGGGAAAUUCAAUGGUAUUGUUUUAGGACUAUGUAUCUAUUUUGAUUUUUAAUAAAAUUUUCAAAAACCUG
Molecule: messenger RNA, 1994 nt
Organism: Chinchilla lanigera (long-tailed chinchilla)
Lineage: Eukaryota; Metazoa; Chordata; Mammalia; Rodentia; Chinchillidae
Gene: Hdac8
Product: histone deacetylase 8
Exons: 11
Coding region: 232-1479 (415 amino acids)
Molecular function (GO): histone deacetylase activity
Source: RefSeq, a predicted model, not a curated record